Messenger RNA from Trichomonas vaginalis G3, 963 nucleotides. RefSeq names its product integrase core domain containing protein family. Gene Ontology annotation, biological process: DNA integration. The transcript has a single exon. NCBI's taxonomy places the organism in Eukaryota, Parabasalia, Trichomonadida, Trichomonadidae. Gene Ontology annotation, molecular function: nucleic acid binding. Bases 1 to 963 code for a protein of 320 amino acids. The record is from RefSeq and is a predicted model, not a curated record.
AUGAAAGGAGGAAUGAAAUCCAAAACUUCAUCAUCCAAAAUCAAAGCAGAUAAAAUUAAACCUCCAACGACAGUACCUCUUCCUCCUUCAGUUAAUCCUUCAUCAUUCACUUUAUUAUAUCCAUUUCAAACAUUAAAGAAGCAAAAAGAUUUUAAAAAGGAUUUCAAGAUAUUAAAUAAACCAAUUGACCCGAAAAUUCAACCGUUAAAGGAAAAAUUUGGUCGCCCUUCAUUUGCACCAUAUCCAUAUUCAUACGAAAUCGAUCAUCUGGAAUAUUCAAAAGGAAACGUUACUUAUUUAUUUGCCAUUAACAUUAACACUAGAUAUUUAUAUUGCAUUUCAGUGAAAGGGAAAACAGCACAGGAAACAAGAAGAGCUAUACAAUACUUACUAGAUCAUGAAAGAGUAGAUAAUAUAAGGGGUGAUGGUGAUAAAGGAUUUCAGGCAGCUAUGGCUCAUUAUUUCCCACAAAUUCAUUUUUACUUUUCAUCCUCUCCAUAUACGUUUCAUAAUAAAAUAGUUGAUGCGGUAAUGAGAACUCUUAGAGAUGCGUUAGGGGUUAACGGUCAGAUAUACUGGGAUGGAAAUCAUGACUCCAUCAUACAGCAGUUAGUAUAUUAUUACAAUAAUACAUGGCAUAGAACUAUAAACAUGAAACCAAUGGAAAUGAAAAAUGAUAUUUCAAAAGAAUGGGAAUAUAUUAGAAAGCAAAUGGAAAGGUUAAAUGAUGUUAAACGUGAACAAAUUAAUUCGGGGCUCAUGAAUUUUAAACAAGGGGAUAAAAUUUUGAUUCAUCUCGAUUAUGGAAAAACUGAUAAAUCAAUGACAAAAAGAAGACGAAGAUUUGACACAAUAGCUGAAUUUGUUAGAUAUAUUAACGGUAAUGCAUUAGUUGAAGUUGACAAUAAAUUAAUAGAAAUUCCGAUUUAUUUUAUUACUCCAUUAUAUUUAAAUAAUAUUUAA